Messenger RNA from Staurois parvus, 309 nucleotides. Lineage: Eukaryota; Metazoa; Chordata; Amphibia; Anura; Ranidae. The record is from the annotation of a GenBank genome assembly.
UCUCCUGUAUUAUGUACACAGUCUCUGACCAUCUCUUAUACUAUGUUCACCAUCUCUGUAACAUGCCCACAGUUUUGGACCAUCUCCUGUACUAUGUCCAUAAUCUCUGACCAUCUCUUCAUCUCUUAUACCAUGUCUGGAGUUCCUGACCAUCUCCUGUCCCAUGUCUGCAGUCUCUGACCAUCUCUCUAUCAUGCCCCUAGUCGUUCACUAUAUCCUGUUGGGAGUCUGAUGUCACUGAAUUUUAUAUACUCAUACCUUCUAUUUUGAUAAUGCCUCCUGGAGCUCUCUGAAACAGGCUUAGCCAAU